AUGGAUGCUGCUGAAGUUAAAUCACGGGAUUACCCUCCAAGACUUUACCUUGAAGGGUCUUCUAACCUAGAAGGACAUUUGCCCCACGUUAGAGAAACAAUUGGACUUGAUGUGUGGGAAGAACUGGUGAACUCUCCCAUUGGAGUAGUUGCUAGGUUAGCUGGACGCGAAAGCAUGUUAAACACAGGCCCAUUGCCAACAGAAAAAUUUGAUCUUGAUCACUACAAAGAAUUUUGGGAGGAGUUGAAAGUGCCGCUUGGGAUGGGACCCAAGUUAGAUGAACUGAAGGCAGCAUUAGAGUUCUGUCCGCUUUGGAGUUUUGAAAAGCGUAAGUGGUUGGGGCUGCUACUCCUUCAAGCCCUGGGAGUCUAUUUGUCGCAUCACAAUUCAAGGAUACCCUUUCAAAGUGCAAUAAGGGUAUUCGACGAUGAAGCCAUGAGAUCGUAUCCAUGGGGUCGGACUGCAUACGAAGUUCUCAUUGACUCCAUUAAGACAUUGGCUCCAGAAGGAGGUUCAUACACAAUAAGCGGCAUGAAGGACUUGUUAUUGAUUUGGGCGUAUGAAUCCGUCGCCUGCUUCGGUGAGAGUUUUGGGAGAGUGCGUGUGAGGAGAAUGGUUUUGAAGGACUCGAUUGAAGAGAUGUUUCCUCGUUGGCCGGGUGAAGCUGACGAUCCACAACUCGGGAAUGCAAAGGGGAAGGGGAAUGAGAAGAAGAAGAAAAUGAAGGGUGGAGUUUCGUCAGAAGCUGAGCCACCCACUAAGAAGCAGAAAAAAAUUAAGACACAGAAUGAAGUGAACACCAUUGAGUCUGAAGCUGCUGCUGUGGGAAAGGGUUCUAGCGAGAAGGAAGGUAGCAAAGAUUUGGAGUUGGAGAACAAAACGACUCUGACGACCAUUGUGAGUACUCUGGAGAAUAUUUCCAGAAAAUUUGAUCAGAUUGACUCACGGUUUGACGCUUACGAGUUAGACCGGAACAGACCAUUGAUGGACCAGAGGACCAUUGAUGACAGGGUGAAAGCUUUAGUGGAGAAGCGUCUGAAAGUUCUUGGGGUAGGGGAAAUUCCCGAAAACAAUGAUAACGUCUCUCCACCAUCACCAGAUAAAUCUUUAUCGUUGGCAUCACCGCGGGUUCAAACGCAGCAGAAGUUUGUCAAUAGUCCAGCGUUAGCUGCGACUCCUGGUAAGGUGUUGGGACCGAAAAAGAAUUUGGCCAAGGAGCUUGAUAAGGAAUCAGGGGUGAAAAGGACUUUGGCUGAGGAGUUUGGUAGUGUCGCUAAAGCUACUGAUAGUGAUCUUGAUUUCGUUGUGGUUUCUCCUUCAAAGGCUAUUGAGGAUGAUAAGGAUGCUAAGGUUCCAGCCUAUGGACGCGGCUGCAGGGGCAGGCGUAAUGUAAAGUAUGAGGAUGCCGCUGAAAAUAAAAAAGCAGUGCAGGCAGAGGCUGCAUUAAAGAGGAAGGAGAAGGCUGACGCAAAGAGAAAAGAGGCUGUGUUAAAGAAGCAAAAACUGGCUGAGUUAAAGAAUUAA
Brassica oleracea var. oleracea is the source of this 1524-nucleotide messenger RNA. RefSeq lists its product as uncharacterized. The transcript has 5 exons. Lineage: Eukaryota; Viridiplantae; Streptophyta; Magnoliopsida; Brassicales; Brassicaceae. The record is from RefSeq and is a predicted model, not a curated record. The coding region runs from base 1 to 1524 and encodes 507 amino acids.